UCAACCCGCACGAUGCUGUCCUGUGCCUCGUUCAACAAACUGAUGUAUCCCACGGCCGCAGAUGUGGCCAAGUCGCCGAUGGUGGGCUUGGAGGUGGACGGUGGGUCCAUGGGCUCCCUGUCCAGUCUCCAGGCCCUUCCCUCCACCACCUCGGCGGGCAGUGGGGCACCCAGCGAGACCCAGAGCGAGAUCUCCUCCGUGGACAGCGAUUGGAGUGACAUACGCGCCAUCGCCAUGAAGUUGGGCGUUCAAAACCCAGACGAUCUGCACACCGAACGCUUCAAGGUGGAUCGACAGAAGCUGGAGCAGUUGAUAAAGGCGGACAGCGCCAUUGAGGGAAUGAAUGGAGCCGAGUAUUUCUUUCAUGACAUCAUGAACACAACGGAUACGUAUGUGAGCUGGCCUUGCAGACUCAAAAUUGGUGCCAAGAGCAAGAAGGAUCCGCAUGUGCGAAUUGUGGGCAAGGUGGAGCAAGUGCAGCGGGCCAAGGAGCGCAUCCUGAGCAGCCUUGACUCGAGGGGCACCCGUGUGAUCAUGAAAAUGGACGUCAGCUACACGGAUCACUCGUACAUCAUCGGGCGGGGUGGCAACAACAUUAAGCGCAUCAUGGACGACACCCACACCCACAUCCACUUCCCCGACUCGAACCGCUCCAAUCCCACGGAGAAGUCCAACCAGGUGUCGCUGUGCGGCAGUCUGGAGGGCGUGGAGCGGGCCCGGGCCCUCGUCCGGCUCUCCACCCCCCUCCUCAUCUCCUUCGAGAUGCCCGUGAUGGGUCCCAGCAAGCCGCAGCCCGACCACGAGACACCCUACAUCAAGAUGAUCGAGACCAAGUUCAAUGUGCAGGUCAUAUUCUCCACGCGACCCAAGCUGCAUACCUCUUUGGUUCUGGUCAAAGGAUCCGAGAAGGAAUCGGCCCAAGUCCGAGAUGCCACUCAGCUGCUGAUCAACUUCGCCUGCGAGAGCAUUGCGAGCCAAAUCCUGGUGAAUGUCCAAAUGGAGAUCUCGCCGCAGCACCACGAGAUCGUGAAGGGCAAGAACAACGUGAACCUGCUCAGCAUUAUGGAGCGCACUCAGACCAAGAUCAUAUUCCCCGAUCUGAGCGACAUGAACGUGAAGCCGCUGAAGAAGUCGCAGGUCACGAUCAGCGGACGCAUCGACGACGUCUACUUGGCGCGACAACAAUUGCUUGGCAAUUUGCCCGUAGCAUUGAUAUUUGACUUUCCGGACAACCAGAACGAUGCCUCCGAGAUAAUGAGCCUCAACACCAAGUACGGCGUCUACAUCACCCUGCGCCAGAAACAGCGCCAGAGCACACUGGCCAUUGUGGUCAAGGGAGUGGAGAAGUUUAUAGACAAAAUCUACGAGGCCCGCCAGGAGAUCCUGCGCCUGGCCGCGCCGUCCGUGAAGCCCGAGAUCCCCGACUACUACUUCAUGCCCAAGGACAAGGAGCUGAACCUGGCCUAUCUCACCCAGUUGACGGCCCUGCUGGCGGGUUAUGUGGACAGUCCGAAGACUCCGUCUCUCCUGCCGCCCGCCUUGAAUGGCCAACUGACGCCCUAUGCCAACAACAAUCACCUGCUGCUUAACGCCAAUGGCCUGGCCACGCCCACGGGGAUAUGUGCGCCCACGCAGAAGUAUAUGCAGUUGCACAACAGCUUUCAGCAGAGUCAAGGUCGUUCGCUGGUGGCUGGCAGCCAGGUUAGCAGCAACAGUAACUAUCUGCAGGUUCCUGGAGCGGUGGUGGCGCCACUGAAACCGCCGGCUGUCUCACCGCGGAACAGCUGCAGCCAGAACACCAGUGGCUACCAGAGCUUCAGCAGCAGCACCACCUCGCUGGAGCAGUCGUAUCCGCCGUACGCCCAGCUGCCGGGGGCCGUGUCCUCCACCUCCUCCACGGCGGGCGGUCCGAAUCGGGCGCACUACUCGCCGGACUCCACGUACGGCAGUGAGGGAGGUGGUGGCGGCGGCGGAGGAGGCGGUGGAGCGCGGCUGGGUCGCCGCCUCAGCGAUGGUGUCCUUUUGGGCCUGGGAAACUCCAGCGGCGGAGGAGGAUCCGCGGGCGGAGGGGCACACCUCCUGCCCGGCAGUGCGGAGAGCUACCGCAGUCUGCACUACGACCUUGGAGGCGGCGGUGGAUCGUCCAAGCACACCAACCACCGCGCCCUCGACUUCGACAUGAAGCGGGCCCUGGGCUACAAGGCCAUGGAGCGAUCUCCGGUGGCGGGGGAAAUGCGCACACCCACGCCCGCCUGGAUGGGCAUGGGCCUGAGCAGCACCUCGCCCGCUCCCGCCCCCGUCCCGCUGGAAAACGGGGAGAACAGUGGGGGCGGCGGUGUAGGUGGUGGUGGUGGUGGUGGUGGGUGGCGCCUCCCGCCGGGAUUGGGCUCCCCGUACGGACUGAGUGCCACCACCGGACUGCUGGACGCCACCCCAGUCAACCGGCGGCUGCAGCUCGCCCAGCACAAGGACAUCCAGACUCUGCUCACCAGUUUGGGUCUGGAGCAUUACAUCAAAAUUUUUGUGCUAAACGAAAUCGACCUGGAGGUGUUCACCACGCUGACCGAGGACAACCUGAUGGAGCUGGGCAUCGCGGCAUUUGGAGCUCGCAAGAAGCUGCUGACGGCCAUUCACACGCUGCUGGCAAACGAGGCGGCCUGCAGCACAAUGCCCAGCAGCAGCUCCUCGCAGAACUCCUCGUCGCCGCGAUUCUCCGGCAGUGCGGCCCCCGGCGCUGAGCGCCGACCCUCCAACCAGUGGUGAUCCGCCCCUGUCUCUAGGCAGCUUACUAUCCAUUUUUUUGCAUGCCCAUUUUUUUUGGUAGUCGUAUGAUCAUGAGAAUCGGAACGAAAAAAAUCUAGAAAAAAAAAUUAGAGAAAGGAGAAAAAGGGGCAACCUAUCUGCGGCGAUGUCUUUCCCGAAAACACAGCCUUGACCUUGACUUAUACUCGCAUUUGUACUCAAAUUCCAAGUAGCAGAGCUGCGCACGGGAAAGUGCCCAGCAGUUUGCCCUUAGGUCGCAGUAGCCUUCGUUUUAAGACCUUAAUUUAUUUCCAAAUUAUUUAUAUUGAAACAGUCUUAAAAAAAAAAUAUUGUGAAUUAUUUAUGAAAUCUAACUAAACGAAAUCACGUAUUGUAAGCAAUGAAUUUAUGUAUAUUAACUGAAAAAGAAACAAAAAACUUAAAAAAGGAAACAACACAAUGUAUUAAGUGAUAAGUAAAACAGUCACGAACAAACAUUUGAUAUGAAUAAACUGAUGUCUAUGAAAAACAAGAAAGG
Drosophila gunungcola (fruit fly) is the source of this 3280-nucleotide messenger RNA. It is a transcript of the gene BicC, whose product is annotated as protein bicaudal C. The transcript is spliced from 9 exons. Bases 13 to 2763 code for a protein of 916 amino acids. The record is from RefSeq and is a predicted model, not a curated record. Gene Ontology annotation, cellular component: cytoplasm. NCBI's taxonomy places the organism in Eukaryota, Metazoa, Arthropoda, Insecta, Diptera, Drosophilidae. Gene Ontology annotation, molecular function: protein binding; RNA binding.